Molecule: messenger RNA, 1035 nt
Organism: Helianthus annuus (common sunflower)
Lineage: Eukaryota; Viridiplantae; Streptophyta; Magnoliopsida; Asterales; Asteraceae
Product: probable F-actin-capping protein subunit beta
Exons: 8
Coding region: 69-854 (261 amino acids)
Biological process (GO): barbed-end actin filament capping; cell morphogenesis; actin cytoskeleton organization
Cellular component (GO): F-actin capping protein complex; cytoplasm
Molecular function (GO): actin filament binding
Source: RefSeq, a predicted model, not a curated record
CAGACAGAUAUAUAUAAGCAAGCAGAUGGUGGUUUGUUGAGAGGGAAAGUUUCAGAUCAAACAAAACAAUGGAAGCAGCAAUGGGAUUGAUGAGAAGAAUGCCUCCAAAACACACCGAAACCGCUCUCUCCGCUCUCCUCAGCCUCCUCCCGGACCACUCCUCCGAUCUACUCUCUCAAAUCGAUCAGCCUCUUCAGGUCUUAUGUGAUGUGGAUAAUGCAAAAGAGUUCAUCUUAUGUGAGUACAACAGAGAUGCUGACUCUUACAGAUCACCGUGGUCGAAUAAAUAUCAUCCACCAUUGGAAGAGGGGAUUUAUCCAUCAUCUGAAUUAAGGAAGCUAGAAAUCGAAGCAAAUGAAAUAUUUACAGUUUAUCGUGACCAGUAUUAUGAAGGCGGUAUUUCAUCAGUAUAUCUGUGGGAAGAUGAUGACAAUGAAGGUUUCGUAGCCUGCUUCUUGAUUAAAAAAGAUGGAUCAAAGUAUGCACAUGGUAAAAGAGGUUAUCUUCAUGAGGGUGGGUGGGAUGCCAUUCAUGUUAUCCAGGUGGGGCCAGAAGUGCAAGGAAUGGCUCAUUACUGUUUAACAAGUACUAUAAUGCUGUCGUUAACUACAAACGGUGACACAUCCGGCACUUUUAAUUUGUCAGGAUCCAUCAGGAGACAGAUGAAAGCGGACUUGUGUGUUGAAGAUGGUCAUUUAUGCAAUAUGGGAAAGAUGAUAGAAGAAUUGGAAGGAAAGCUGAGGAAUCAACUUGACCAGGUGUACUUUGGGAAAACGAAGGAGAUGGUAUGUACAUUGCGUCCUCCUUCCGAGCUGCUGCUGCCUAUGGCCCUACCUGAGGCCAGAAAACCGUAAUAUAUGCCGCUUGUUCAUCGUGAAGUUAAGUUGUUCUUUUUAUGUUGUUGUGUUUGAAUACAUAAGUUUGGAUGCCAAAUGAGAUAUUAGAGUUUCUGUUCAUCAUGGUUUUUGAAUAUAUAUUGUCAAUGUCAAUUAUGAUACACUUUAUCAUAUUCAUAUAGCGUUUGUUUGUUCAUAA